UUUUUCUUCACAGUGGAAAAGGGUUGAAAAUUAUGAGCUUUGGAGUAAGCCAACGACAGACUAAUGGUGUUGAAGAUGCUCUUCAGGCUACUAAUGAUGAUGCUGUAGAUCCACAUCUUGAACGGAUUAAAAAUGAAGCUGGUGGUGAGGAAAGCGAUGAAGAGGAUGAAGAUUUUGUUGUGGAGAAGGAUGAUGGAGGCUCUCCUACUGAUGAUUCUGGAGAUGAAGAAUCAGAUGCUAGUGAAAGCGGUGAUGACAAAGAAAAGCCUCCCAAGAAGGAAGCUAAGAAAGAAGCAGCUGCUCCUAAGGCAUCUUCUUCUAAGAGGAAAUCCAAGGAUGGAGAUGAAGAUGGUUCAAAGAAGAGAAAACCAAAGAAGAAAAAGGAUCCUAAUGCACCAAAGAGAGCUAUGUCUGCUUUCAUGUUCUUCUCACAAGCCGAAAGAGAUGUAAGUUGUUUUUGGUAUGCCAUGCUGGUUUUUGCUUCUUGUUGCCUUUAAAAGUUGAGUCCUAGG
Molecule: messenger RNA, 512 nt
Organism: Magnolia sinica
Lineage: Eukaryota; Viridiplantae; Streptophyta; Magnoliopsida; Magnoliales; Magnoliaceae
Product: FACT complex subunit SSRP1-like
Exons: 3
Coding region: 33-497 (154 amino acids)
Cellular component (GO): FACT complex
Molecular function (GO): nucleosome binding; histone binding
Source: RefSeq, a predicted model, not a curated record